This is a messenger RNA of Setaria italica (foxtail millet), 864 nucleotides long. RefSeq lists its product as uncharacterized. The record is from RefSeq and is a predicted model, not a curated record. Bases 98 to 685 code for a protein of 195 amino acids. The transcript has a single exon. NCBI's taxonomy places the organism in Eukaryota, Viridiplantae, Streptophyta, Magnoliopsida, Poales, Poaceae.
CUCCUGCAACCCUCACUUCGCACCACGCAAAACACAUUCCGACGAUCCAACACAGAACAUAAAGCUAUCAGCAGCAUCAGCUCGCUAGCUCGACCAGAUGGCUUCGUCCCUGACCGUGUCGACGACGACGGCGACCGGGGCGGCGGCCGGCACCGCCGCGGCCAACAAGCAGCGCGAGGGCGCGGAGGUCAUCACAGGCGCGGAGGCGUGCUUCGCGCACUCCAAGGAGAUGCUCAAGGCGCUGGGGUUCCCGGGCGGGGUGAUGCCGCUGCGGGGGCUGGAGGAGUGCGGGUGGGUGAAGGAGACCGGGUUCGUGUGGAUGCGGCAGAAGGCGCCCUACGAGCACUACUUCCGGGGCACGGGCACCCGGGUGCGCUACGACGCCGAGGUCACCGCGUACGUGGAGGAGGGCCGGAUGAAGCGCAUGACGGGGGUGCGCAGCAAGCAGGUCCUGCUCUGGGUGCCCAUCGUCGAGAUGAGCCUCGACGGCGAGAAGCGCGACAAGAUCUACUUCAAGUCCAACGUCGGGAUCGGCCGAUCGUUCCCCGCCUCCGCGUUCGCCGACGAGGAGGAGAAGGAAGAGAAGAAGGAGGAGGGCGGCGACAAGCCCGCCGGUGCCGACGAGGAGAAGAAGGGGGAGGUGGGCGGCGACAAGCCCGCUGAUGCCGACGCCGCCACCAAGUGAGAGCGCGGGGCGUACGCACCCGUGCGGGUGUUGUGACGCACGCGCGGGGCGUGCGCGAUCACGCGUGAAGAUGCAUGUAUCUUUCUAUGCGAGUUUGUUGUUUGCGUCAUUCUCUAUAUUCGCCAAUGUUUAAUUAUCUGGUUGAUAUAUAAAUGAAGAACAAUAAUUGCAUUGAGAAA